This is a messenger RNA of Peromyscus leucopus (white-footed mouse), 1351 nucleotides long. RefSeq names its product thioredoxin-like protein 4B. The transcript has 3 exons. The coding region runs from base 1 to 732 and encodes 243 amino acids. Gene Ontology annotation, cellular component: spliceosomal complex; U4/U6 x U5 tri-snRNP complex; U5 snRNP. NCBI's taxonomy places the organism in Eukaryota, Metazoa, Chordata, Mammalia, Rodentia, Cricetidae. Gene Ontology annotation, biological process: mRNA splicing, via spliceosome. The record is from RefSeq and is a predicted model, not a curated record.
AUGUCGCAACGCGCCACAGGAAGAUGGCGGAUUUACGACCAUGUCGUCAUAACAACGGGCCGCACCGAAGUCUGCGUGUACCCGGAGAAGCUGAACUCUUCAGGGUCGCUACCCAGCGCACAGUCCUGGGCUCCGACCAGUGUUGCAAGGUCAGAAUUCCCUGAUGAUUACCCUGGUCAUGAGAAGAGAUCUCCAGUUGGAGAUGCCCAGGACUCAUGCAAUUCAUCGAAACAGCCUGUAAACAUUGCAGAAUUGGUAGUGCAGGCUAACACUGGAGUCUUUCAAGAUGAGCUUCCUCUUGCCAAACUGACUAGCAAGAAAGAAGUGGACCAGGCUAUCAAAGGCACUGCGGAGGUGUUGGUUCUCAGGUUUGGGAGGGAUGAGGACCCUGUCUGUCUACAGCUGGACGGUAUUCUCUCGAAGACUUCUGCCGACUUAAGUAAAAUGGCUGCUAUUCACCUGGUAGAUGUGGACCACACGCCAGUCUAUACGCAGUACUUUGACAUCAGCUACAUUCCAUCUACUGUGUUUUUCUUCAAUGGGCAGCACAUGAAAGUGGACUAUGGGUCUCCCGAUCACACUAAAUUUGUGGGAAGCUUCAAAACCAAACAAGACUUCAUGGAUUUGAUUGAAGUCAUCUACUGGGGAGCGAUGAGGGGGAAACUUAUUGUCCAGAGUCCUACUGAUCCCAAGAAUAUCCCCAAAUAUGACCUCCUCUAUCAAGACAUUUAGCACAUUUACAGCUGUUGGAGAUGAAAGAGUCGUGACUGGAAACAGGACCUGAACCCAGAGGGCCUGUGCUCUGAAGUCCCGCAGAGACGCGUUCACUGGUCCUGCAAAGCGGUUUGAUGUGCUAAUCAACGGCCCCUGCACAGAAGCCCCAGUACUCCAAGAAUCCAGAUGCCUGAGUGUCCAUUCCCUGAGAGCCUCAGAGCAGUUGGGCAACAGUGUUCCGGUGGUCUUUGUAACUUCCUUUUAUCUGGUCUUGUCUUUCCUCCUUAAGGUCAUGCAUCUUCCUAGACACUGUAAGACCAACUUGAUUACAUGUCUGUGCACACACACACACACACACACACACACACACACACACACAUCCACGCCUCCAUUCACUUGCCCCUUUUGCUCCUUCCUAUCCCAGCUUCUCUUGAAAUAAUGAACAUUCUAUAGUACAGGAGUUUUUUGUUUUCGGGACCUUCAUGUCAUGGACUGAAACCACUGCCCUGGGCAGCUCAUUUACAGCUGGCAGUCUAUUAAAUUGGCAAGAGGAAAAUGUGGCCCUUCACCAUCCAGCAUAGUUUAAGCUAAACAAGUUACUUCCUUGGGAAGUAAGGGAUAGAGCUCCCCAGAAGAC